AUGGCUUUAACGCCUGCUGAAAAGCAGCGACGUUAUAGGGAACGACGCAAAAAGGAUCCUGAAAAAGAAGCUGCAAAUAAAAGAAAAGACCUCGAAAGAUACCAUGCAAAGAAACGUUUAGUGAAAAAUUUAACGUCACGGGAACACCGAGCAAUAAAAAAAAAAUGGCGGGCUGCAAAUGCCAGACGGAGGGACCGGGCCAAGGCUCUUCGUGUAGUAAUGCAUACUCCAGAAUCUUCACCAGGAAUUAUGACUCCACGUUCACGUACUCCAACUCCGCUGGGUCCAAACCAAGUUCUGCCACGAGUUCUACCGUCGAAUCGCCGUUUAUCAACCCCUCAACUAUUGACUCCCCAUGAAAGUAGCCCUGGUUCAACGACAUCUGCAGCAAAACGGGGCCGGAAACAAGUAAAAAGAAACAGAACAAAACUGUUUAGAGAAAAUCAAAGAUUAAAAGAAAAAAUUGAAGAAAUAAAUAAAAAAUAUGAAAAAUACAAGAAGAGAUAUAAUAGAGGAAAACAAAAAGGGUCGAAAAAAGAAAGCGAUAAUUGUAAAAGUCAAGAUAAGUAUAACAUAUUGGCGAAAGCUAUUAAAAAACGUUACGAAAAAGUUAAAAGUCGGAAAGAAAAGAUAGCUAUCCAAAAAAUAUUUGAGGAGAAGGAAGUUAAAUGUUCUAGAAAGAAAAUGCAAAUAAUAAAAGAGUGCUUGAAUGUGGAUCAAGGUUACAUAAGAAAGGAAAAACCAAAGCUGAGGAAAAAAGUUAUAAGUGACAAAAUUAAAGAUUUUUUUAAUCGUGAUGAUGUAUCGAGAGCAACUGCGGCAAAAAAAGAAACCGUUACCCAUAAGAAAAAUAAAAUGCAAAAACGUUACCUACUAGACAGCAUGAAGAACCUCUUUGCUUCGUUUAAACGAGAAAAUCCUGACAUGAAAUGCUCCUACACUACUUUUACUCGAUGCAGACCGUUUUAUGUAAUACUUCCUACUGUUGCUGGAAGAGAAACAUGUUUAUGUCGAUUGCACACAAACGUUCAGUACUUGGCUAUUGCAUUGUGUAAAAAUAAAGUAAUUCCGACCUCAGAUUUAAAUAAAAUUACAAAAGAACAAACAUGCGGUGAAAAUUUACUAGCUUGCAUGACAGGACUGUGCUCUGAAUGUUAUUUGAAGAAAAUUGAAUAUGAUAGUACAAAGGAUGACUUAAUAGUAAAGUAUAUUCAGUGGGAAAGGAAAAAUGAAAUUGUAGAGAAGCUGGGAAAAAAAUACAAAGUUACUAAAAACAUAAAAGAAGAAAAGCAGAGUACUGUAAAAUCUUUAAUAGAUGUAUUUAAAUUUCAACUCCAAGAGUUCAAGAGGCACGUUUAUUACAUAAAGUCACAAUACAGAAACUACAGAGCUUGUAUAGACGAAUUGUCCGAAAAUGAAGUAGCAUUACAUGUUGACUUCAGUGAGAAUUACAGCUGUAAAUAUUUCGAAGAAAUACAGGCCUAUCAUUUUGGAGGUUCACGAAAUCAAGUAUCUUUACACACUGGAGUCAUAUACCUGCGAAGUUCAGAUAAUAAAAUAGAGGUGUCAUCCUUCUGCACCGUUUCAGGUAAUGUAACUCACAAUCCAGCUGCAAUCUGGGCUCACCUCCAUCCCAUCUUAUCUUAUAUUCAAGAAAAUUAUACAGAAGUAAAAAUCAUACAUGUGUUCUCAGAUGGGCCUGCCUCACAGUACCGGCAAAAACAAAAUUUUUAUCUAAUUUGCAAUAAAUUUUUCUCUGAAUAUAACUUCUAUAGAGUUACAUGGAAUUUUUUCGAGGCAGGGCACGGCAAAGGUGCAGCAGAUGGAGUUGGUGGCUUUUUGAAGCGCACUGCUGAUCAACUUGUCGCACGUGGACAGGAUAUUGCUGAUGCCUCAAUGUUCUAUUCUGCUUUAAAGGAUAUUAGUAAAAUAAAAAUGCAUUUUAUUACUGACGAAGACAUUAAUAUAUGGUCCAUGGAGAUUCCAGAUAAUGUUUUACCAUUACCUGGCACCAUGAAAGUCCACCAGGUGUUCACUGAAGAGAAAGGAGUUCUCAAAUAUAGAGACUUGAGCUGUUUCUGCAGGCGCGGCUUUUGUUCUUGCAUGGAUCCCAAAGAAUACCGUCCACUAAAACCCGUGGAUAAAAAAUCAAGCUCUGAUGAAUGUGAACCAGAUUUUAUGAAAGAAAUAGGCAACUUAGUCCAUACACAAAGAAAGCCAUUCUAUAACACUGUCUACGGUUCUGACACUGAUGAUGAUAUCCCUUUAUUAACAGUGAAGGACAACUUUUCACUUGGACAACCCAGUACAUCAAAAGGAAUUGAUAACGAUGCUUUGAUAGAAAAGGAAAAUAUUCAUAUUGUUAAAAUAAAACAUGAUCUAUGGACGAUACUGCAAAAAAAAUUUAGACUGAUUGAGACCGAUGUGUCUUACGAGCCUUUUGAAAAUUUAAUUGCAAUCGUCCCAGACCCAAAAAAAGUAUAUAAAGGCAAAAGAGUAUACUACCAGUUUGACUCUCCAUUAGAAAUAUUUGAGAAGUAG
Molecule: messenger RNA, 2541 nt
Organism: Parnassius mnemosyne (clouded apollo)
Lineage: Eukaryota; Metazoa; Arthropoda; Insecta; Lepidoptera; Papilionidae
Source: the annotation of a GenBank genome assembly